UUUGAUACCGCAAUUAGGGUUUUUUUGCGUCGAAAUUUGGAUGGUUUUUGCUGCUUGAGGGGGCGUGGUUUCCAGUGUAGAAUCGAGAUGUUUGAUUUUUUUUUCUUUUUUUUAAAUUUGAUGCUCAAUGACUCAAGAACUGUUAAAGGCGGUUGUAUGUAUAUGAAUUUGCAAGGACUGUUACCUAGGUGAUCAAUUUUGCUAACAAAGGAUAAGAAAGAUUGCAAAUUGGGUUGUGAUGUGUGGUAUUUAUGGGUUUCGGUUAUAGGAGCCUCACUGCCAUGGUUGUGGGACUGUAUUAUUUGAAUUUGAUCUCGGGGCACUCGAGGCUCUGUGUUUUUUUGAUUGGAGGGUGACAGGUGUUGAAUUAUGGGUGCUUUUAUCUUCAGUUGAGAAGUUAUGUCAAGAAAUUUCGUACUUUGUCAUGUGAAUGUGUGAUACCAGUGUACUUAUCUUGUAGCCAUCUCUUUCUUUACUUAUCCUUUUGGGCUCACAAUGGGAAGUACUGCUGGCAACAAAACUUCUCUCAUCGAUGGGGCUGAACGUUCGGAAACAACAAUUGAAAUAAAAAUAAAAACAUUGGAUUCUCAAACCUAUACUCUGAGAGUGGAUAAACAGAUGACAGUUCCUGCUUUGAAGGAGAGGAUUGCUUCUGUUACUGGUGUUUUAUCAGAACAACAACGUUUAAUUUUCCAUGGAAGAGUUUUAAAGGAUGAUCAACUCCUCUCCGCCUAUCACGUUGAAGAUGGUCACACCUUGCAUAUGGUGGUCAGGCAACCUGUCCCACCAACAUCUGACGGUUUACCAAGUAAUCCAGCAAUGGAUUCUGCCUCAGAUUCAGUUCAUGGUCAUGGUAGUCACAUUGGCCAGAGUGUUGUAAUCGAAACUUUCAAUGUCCCUGAUCAUGGGGAUGGAGUUCCUCCAGAAAUUAGUCAGAUUCUAUCUGCCGUUCUUGGUUCUUUUGGAUUUUCAAAUGCUAGAAGUCACAGUGAAGGGGUUGACCCCAGGGAUCUUGACCCACGAACAGGAAGUGCGAGUCUAGCGGCAGAUGCAUCUCAGUUACAGCCUGAACAAGCUAGCAUGAGGGGUCAGACUGGCAGAUUACAUACAGCUUUUGGACUUCCAACUGCAGCAUCCUUGGGGCCUCUUUUUCCUCGUGUGAUUACUGAUUCUUUGACAACUUUGUCCCUAUAUGCAAGCAAUUUGAGGCGUGAAUUUGAUGCAAUUGGCGGAGGCGGGGGCGACAAUGCUGAAUCAGCUGCCUUUCAUAGGACGGUGGAAAGAGAUUCUAGUUCCACAGCACAUCCUGGGAGACUACAAGUAGGGCUUCCAACACCUGCAUCCCUGGCAGAAGUGAUGCUGUCAACGAGACAGUUGCUCUCUGAGCAAGUUGGAGAAUGCUUCUUGCAACUUGAAAGCCAACUUGAGGAUCAAGAAAACGUGAUAGAUCCCUCAGCACGGAUGAGUGCUCAGUCCAGUGCAUGGAGAAUGGGAGUCCUGUUGCAUAAUUUAGGAGCAUUUAUAUUGGAACUCGGACGUACGACCAUGUCGCUGCGAUUAGGCCAAGCACCAUCUGAAGCUGUAGUCAAUGCUGGUCCUGCAGUCUUCAUAUCCCCAUAUGGUCCAAAUCCUCUAAUGGUUCAGCCUCUGCCUUUUCAAGGAACAAGCUUUAGCGGCAUCCCCAUGGGAUCUGUGCAGCCUGGCUCUGAUUUAGCUAAUGGGAUCAGCACUGGGUUUCUUCCAAGGCGUAUUGAUAUUCAAAUACGAAGAGGUUCAUCCGCAGAUGAUGCAUCUAGUGUUAAUCGAGAGGGUGGUAAUAAUCAGCAGCAACCAGGGCAGAGAAACCCAGCAACAGGUUCUGGCAGCGAAACUGUUGGUAAUCAAACAUCUUCGAGGGUCUCAGAAAGUCUAUCUCUUGCUGGAGAGCCAGGUGUAAGGAUGGUGCCAAUUAGGACUGUGGUUGCUGCAGUUCCUGGUUCCUUCAGUCGCCUGCCUCCCGGAUCGUCUGAAAAUUCUAUAGGUUUAUUACAUCUUCUCCUUGGAAGAUUCCAAAAUGUAUCUUCCGGACUCCAGACUGGGCAGCAGACAAAUCCUGAAUCUGUUUUGCAGCAACCAAACAAUGAGGAUCAGUCCAGAGGUGACUCCUUAUCAACUCCCGCUCCAAGACAGCCGGAGUCAUCAGAUCCCCGCAAUGUAAGCAUCAACAUUCUCUCAGCUGGUGGGACCCUAAACAGCCAAGAACAUGAAGGGCAGAUCCCCAACAGUGUUUUUCAGCUUUUAAGGAACCUCUUUCCUGGUGGUGAGAUACAUGUAGAAGAUGGCAGCUCUCAAGGAACAGCAACAGGUUCUGUUUCUGGGCAUGCCGGCAGAUCGAAUACUCCUGCGGAUGCAGAACCUGGAGCAACUGAUGAAGGAAUAUUUUUGUCUAAUUUGCUUCAUGAGAUCAUUCCCUUCAUCUCUCAACAUGCAGACCCUGUGUCAACCAUUAUACCACAGGGAACACUUAACCCUGAACAUGUGAUGACUCAGGAUUCUUCAACCCAGGUUGAGACAUCUGAUGUUGGAAGUUCACGUCGUCAAAGUGAUACUGAGCCAAGUCCUCCAAGUUCAAAACGUCAGAAGACGGAGUAAUCUCUUUCAGGCGCAUGAGGUUUUAGGUAAUGGAGCUGAUAGUAAUGAAAGUAGUGGUAAAAGAUUUCAAGUCAAAUAAUGCAUCUCUUGUACAGUGAAGGGAAAAGUGAAGUGUUGAAGACAUGAUAUCCUGCAAGGAAAGUAUAGUUCUCUGGGUAAUUUUGUGGGAUGUAUUUUGUGAAACGUGGAGAUCGUACUUUAGGCUUGUACAGAAUGCUCCAACUGCUUAAUUCUAUCGAGAGUUCAUUUUCUGAUAGCCUAUGAAAAACAUUUGUCGCGCAGAAUUUGUGUGUUGUUGGACCUUAGGAUCUUACAUUUCGUGAUCUCCUAUCAGUUGGUAGAUUGUGUGAGUUAAUGUUAUGCCUGGUUUUUGUUUUAAAGAAGCUAGAUAUUCAUGCA
This is a messenger RNA of Tripterygium wilfordii, 3030 nucleotides long. Its product is annotated as ubiquitin-like domain-containing protein CIP73. NCBI's taxonomy places the organism in Eukaryota, Viridiplantae, Streptophyta, Magnoliopsida, Celastrales, Celastraceae. The transcript has 17 exons. The record is from RefSeq and is a predicted model, not a curated record. Gene Ontology annotation, cellular component: BAT3 complex. Bases 496 to 2631 code for a protein of 711 amino acids. Gene Ontology annotation, molecular function: polyubiquitin modification-dependent protein binding; misfolded protein binding.